AAUAAAAUAAUAAUGGCUGAUGACGAAGCUGCUGGAGAAGGGGAAGAAGAAGAAGAAGUUCCAGAAGCAGCCCCUGAGGAGGUCGAAGAGGAACAUGUGGAGGAAGAAUCUAUUCUCACUGAAUACGAUCCAGAUGAGUUCGUAUCUGGUGCAGUCAACACUUUGGAUUCGACUAUUCCACUGGAUCUAUUUGAAUUUGAAUAUUCCUAUGGAUACAACUGUCACAAGUAUUUCAACCUCUGCGCGUGCGACGAGUCUGUCGUGUGCUGGGCAGCCGGCAGCAUCAUGACCUUCAUGGACGUCAACACAAAGCAAACCUGGUUCCGUAGGACUACCACUGGAGGUUCUAUUGGACAUAUCACAUCCUUUCGCAGAGACCCGAACUAUCGCAUAGCCGUUGCAGAAGGUCGUGAGGGUGACCGAGAUCCAUUGAUUCUUCUGUACACAUGGCCACAGAUGGACAUUGAUGCAGUUUUACGGGAUGGCACAACCAAUGCGUAUUCUGUGCUCGAUUUUAGUCCCGAUGGUGAACUACUUGCAUCUGUUGGAAAAGAGCCCGACUACAAUUUGACCAUUUGGAAUUGGAAACGUCAUAAGAUUUUAUUGCGUACCAGUGCUUUCACAUUUGAUGUAAAUGCAGUCAUGUUCUCACCAUAUUGUCCAGGGCAACUUACAACAGCAGGUGCCGCUCAUAUAAAAUUUUGGAAAAUGGCGGAAACUUUCACCGGCCUGAAAUUAAAGGGAGAACUUGGAAGGUUUGGUAAAACUGAAAUAUGUGAUGUGCUGGGUGUCUACCCUAUGCCCGACGAAAAGGUGCUUUCUGGUUGUGAAUGGGGUAACGUUCUCGUAUGGGAAGCUGGACUCGUCAAAGUUGAAGUAACACAGCGUGGACGGAAGAACUGCCACAAGGCACCAGUUAUACAAUUCAUGCUAAGUCCUGCUGGUGACGAAGUCACAACAAUCGCUCGGGAUGGCUGCGUACGCGCUUGGUACUGGGAUACUGUAGAGCAGGCGGAUCCACCCGAAGAUGACCCGUAUGUGGAAUUAAACCCUGUCGCCGAGACUUGUGUGCCGAAUUGCCAGAUAAUGUGUCUGAAGCAUCAAAAAGACAUGUUCUGGUAUGCUCAAGACGGAAACGGUGGACUCUGGACUGUAGAGCUUGAGAUAGACAAAAUCGAAUGUAACCAUCGUAAAGUGAUGACGUGCCACGCAGGAGGCGUGGUAGCAAUGGCUGCCUUACGGACUCACCCAAUCUUAGUCACAGCUGGAGAAGAUGGUUCGCUGUUGGCUUACAGCACAGAAAACCAUGUAUUGCUGGCACGAUACCAGUUUCCAACCGCCAUCACUUGUCUUUUGUACCCUCCCGUGGAUGUCGAUGAAACAAGCAGAAUAAUAAUGUUGGGGUUCUCAGACGGGAUAAUGAGGACUUUACUGCUCCAUCCUGAACGGUUACAGGCACAAUCCAGCAUGAUUGACGUCAGAGUGCAUUCCGCGCUCACUAUACACAGCGAAGACUCCAUCAAUGCUGAUGUUAUAGACAUGAUAUCGCUCUUGAAACCCCAUUCGAAGCCUCUCGUCCAAAUAACUAUGAAUGAGCAACGCACACUAGUGGUAACUUGUGGGCAGGAUAGCACCAUAUUUAUGUACCGUUUAGAAGCUGGAACACCAUUUGUUCUGCAUCGCCUUGGCUUUAUAGAGACUCCAAACAAUAUCGCCUUUAUGACCUGGAAGCCAGAAGAAGAACGCGUUAUUUUACUUUGUGGACAAGUUGGCCUGCUGAUGGAGGCAGUUUUGCCAGAGGUUCCCAAUCGCAAAUAUACAGAAAUUACGACGUUCAAAUUAGAUUUCGUUUCCUACAAAGAAACAUUGGUGAAGAAAAACUUCAUGCGUUAUCGACCAUUUCCUCAAGAAGAAGAUUUGGCCAGUAUCGAUGAAGAAGCAUUAAAAGCCAAGGAAGAAGCCGAAAAAGAAAAAAAAGAUGACGAGGAAGAAGAAGAAUACUUAGGAGAAAUACAACUAAUGGAAAGCGAAAGUAUGCUUGGUACGACUAUAACCUGGGCACAUUACUGCGAGGAAGGUAUAUGGGUGGUGCAGCGUGGAACUGGUGCUCUCUUGCUAGUAAAGCCUGGCAACAACAAAAUACUCAAGUAUGGACCGUUCCCUGGCGCUUGGUGUGAUGACAUCACUUCUCUGAAGUUUGUAUGUGAUGAACGAUACCUUAUUAUAGGUACAAACACAGGUUAUGUGCGGGUAGUUCGUAUGCCAACAGAGGAAGAAGAUACCCCCGAGCAGCACUACAUGACCUGGAUGAUGGCGCAACAGAAGCUGCUAAAAAAACUGAAAGGCAGGCGGCUGGCUAAAGAGGAGAAACAACCAACUCCCCGUAUAGACUUCAUAGAUAACUACUAUCUGCCGAUGCAUGACCGCUAUACUGGCGCAAUUACAUGCCUUGAGUUUAGCUCCGAUGGAAAGAAUUUUUAUACUUGCGGAUCUGAUGGAAAUAUAUUUUCAUAUGUUAUCAACUUUGAUGAGCCUCUAUUACCGGCGCCUUCGCUGCCUGCACCUCCUGAAUUGCCUAAAAUGGAGAAAGUGAAAGAACCGAGCACCUUGGAAGGAGACCUGAUGUCUCACGAACAACUGAAACAAAAGGAGGAGUACGACAAGAUGAUGGCGAUUGCCAACGCACAUAAGAAACGAGUGCGUGACAACCUUGCCGAACUUACAGCUGAGUACAACAAACUUAUAAAAGCAAACCGCACGCUUCCAGUAUCUCAGCAAAUCGACGUGACCCUUGACCCAAGACCGUUAGCUGUACAAGAGGCGGAGCUGGAUGACGCUAAAGCGUUGACCAAGAGGAAGCUGGCACACCAGCUAGAAGCCUCCGACUUAGCUUUGCACAAGAUGUACUCAAGAAAUAUCAUUCAGUUGGACGUAUUCCCGUUUACAUUAACAGCAAUUAGGGAUCCAGAAGUUAUGAUUAGACCUUUACGACAAAAGAAUCUUUCGAAUGCGUUCUAUAACCAACUCGAAGAGGUUUACCAGAAAAUGGCGGAAGCUGCAUUAAGGGGAAGACGAGCGGAGUCAACAACCCGUCGAGCUGCAGCCCGCAAAUCUUCCUAUGGUCCACCCCGUAUUGCCUCUUUUCUACUGGGCCUCCCUCCAAAACCUCCACACCCCCUGAAAAAAGCACUGAGAAACUACCACCAGCGCUUGAACCGGCAUCAUUUACAGUUUAUUGAGUGGCAAGAACAUCUCUCCCGCAAGCCUGACCCUAAUGCCAUGCCGCCUGGCGCAGCGGAGGCCUUGAAAGAAGCAGAAGCAACAAUCGGUAAUCGUCUUCUGAAGACACAACCAGACUACGUUGCACCACCUGGCCACAACACGCAACUGCGUGUCUGUCUUGCUAGGAAAGAGAUAUAUGACACCAAAAGAGCCUUCAACGCCAAAGUACUGGAGUUACGUCAACAUAAAGUUAGUUUGGUAGAGAAAAUGAAACAUAUUGGUGAACGAUUGAGUGAAAUUAGAUGCGAAAUACCACCAAAAAUGGUUAAGUCGCCACCCCAAAUACCACAUAUCGAUGAAGAACUGGAAUUUCCCGAAAAACAUCUCGAGAUUAAGCCUGAGCCAGUGGUGAUUCCUGUAAGAGGAGCAACAGCAAAAAAAUCUCAAAUCGCCCCGGACCGCAAGACUCUUUACCCCCAAGCGAGAGUACGACAGCCAAGAGUGACUAGAUUUGUGCCAAUUACAGAAACACGACCACUUGCCGCUUCGUGGGAACUCCUGAAACCAAGACCAGACCUAGAAUCAACAGAGAUGGAAAUUGAAAUACGUGAGAGACGCAUUGAAAGACAUCUUUAUGAACAAGACAUGCUACUUGCUGAUGCCGAAGUUUCUGUGCAACAGUUUGACUCACGUUUGAGACAAUUGCAACGAGAACGUAUACGUGUCCAAGAAAAAAGUCAGUUGUUAGAACUACACCUUUAUCAGCUACACAGAGAAAUGAACGUUUUAAAUCGCUUUGAGGCACACGAAGAUAGACUUGCUGAAAGAGUUUAUGCCAAACUGAUGCAGGUCCGUGGUGUUCAAGAUCAAAUCCUAGAUUGCGAGCACCGUAUUGAAGAGCACCAUGCUGAAAAGGAGCGUCUCGAUGCUGAGUGUCAAGAUCUACAGAGGCAGUUCAAGAAGCUCGUCCAAGACAACAAGUUUGCUGACUUCUUGCGUAGAAUAUUCAAGAAGAAGUAUCGGCCACCGCGAGAUCGUGACGAGGAUGAAUCAUCCGAGUCUGAAGAAUCCUCAUCAUCCAGUGAGGAAGAAGACGAAGGCAGCAUGGAUAGCCGAGACAUAGGCCCUAUUCGUCUCGAUCCCAACGUUUGUCCCGAAGGUUGCGAUCCUGAUAUCUAUAACAAGACCUACGACCUCAGGAACACAAGGCAUCGGCAUGAACAACAAAUGAUGGAGCAAGAUCGAUUGGUUGAACUACUCAGGAAGGAUAUUGAAGCCCAUAAUAAAAUAAAGCGCAAGCUUUCUUUGCAGUUAGAGAAGAGGAAGAAUGAUCUAAGGGAAUUCAUGAUGGAAAAACAAAGUUGCAUGAACGACGUGGACCAAGUUGUGGUGCUCCGGUAUGAUCAGAUACGGGCAUCAGCUCUACGUGGAUGCACCGGGCCCAAAGGCCUUUCGCACACUGUGGUAUUCCCCGAGGCGAUGCUAGCGAGGCUGCGACGUCGUGUGCUUGAACUACAGGACGAGAUAAAGCAGCAGAAGCAGCGACAGAAAGUAAACCGGACCCACCUGUUUCGCAUGAACAUCGACCUUCGCGCCAUGGAGGCUGAAGCGGCAGAACUUCGCGCUAAAAUGCGAGACGUGCUCACGCGCAAGUUAGGCAAGCCUCGCCGUGUGGACCGCACUCUCGAUGAGCUGCUUCGGCAGAUGGCGAGACGACACAAGUUCUCUGCCACCUUGGGCACGUUGCCGCAGAUACUGAAUCAGCUUCGCCAGUGGCGGGAGCGUCACAGUGACCUAGAAAAGAAAUACCUGAGCAUUCUUUCACGGUAUUCUGACCGUUUGCGUGUAGCUGCAGCAUUGCAAGCGGAUGUUUUACCACAAAAGCCACCCAAGGAUCCAUCAGACAUGGCUGGUGGAUAUACACCAGAACAGUACCAGCGCGACGUGGUGCGUCUACGUAUAGUUCGUGCACAGCAAGUACAACAGAUAAAGGCUCUACGUGACGAGAUCCAUGGUCUUCGGCUCAAGCCGCUAUCGCAAAGGACUCCGCCCCCUACAGCCUCUCCACCAGAGUCCGAUCGCUCUGAUAUCUAUCUGUUCUUAGCCCCUCGGAAUAUGACGCAAACUAGGAAGAAAUACUUCCCAAUAACCCCUUUGGGGUCUCAAAUUAAAAUGGUGUACGAUGUGAACAUAAUGAAGUUGCUUUACGACUGCCUCGAUGCGAUGCGCGUGUCACGAGACGACGCGGAUGAACUAUUGCGAGAACUCACCGCUCAGUUGCCUGACGUGAUCUCUGGGUCAAGAUCCCGGUACGAAGUAGUUGACACCCUAGUACGUAAGUGGUUAUUACGAUACGGAGGCGACCCAAGUCAAUAUAAAAAGCAGACGCGAGCAUUCGAUGCGCUUGCCGCGCUGGCUGAUCGCAUCAUUCGUCAACAUGUGGAAACAAUGGAAGGCGCAGUCCCAGAUGAGUCCAAGCAGGUGAUGGAGUCUCUCGAAGAGGCGCUGAAGGAGGUUGCGGACGCCAAGGAGCCGCUACACGAACGUCUUGGGCCAGCACUUGCUGCUCUGCUACAUACUGCAGAACUGGCUGAUUUAGAAACUGAAGAGACGAUGACGUCUUUAGUAAACUCUCUCAUAGAUGACGAUCACCCCAUCACAGCUGAAUCUGUAGACCGCAUCGAUGUCUUCAACAUCAUGGAAGACAUUAAAGAUUGCGGUGUUCAGUUACCACCUGAGGAAGUGGAGCAUAUUGUAAAGAUUGCUAUCGAUUGUCUCCGAGCUCAAGUUGUGGAACCAGCAGAAGCAAAGCAGUUAGAAGAGGAAGUUAAGAAAGCAAUGUCCAUUGAUAUGACUUCGGUGACGUCAACUUCUCGUAGUGCUGGAACCGACAAGCAAAGUCGUCAUCCCGAUGAGGAUCAUGGGAGUGAUUGAAAUGGAUAAAAAUGACAAAGUAGCAUAGUAAUUUUAUCUUUUACAAAUACUUUCACAUAAAUGUAUUCGACAUUAGUUUUAAUUUACUUAAAUUAGAAUAUUACCUUCAUAACCUUAUGU
Molecule: messenger RNA, 6276 nt
Organism: Ostrinia furnacalis (Asian corn borer)
Lineage: Eukaryota; Metazoa; Arthropoda; Insecta; Lepidoptera; Crambidae
Product: cilia- and flagella-associated protein 44
Exons: 42
Coding region: 13-6156 (2047 amino acids)
Molecular function (GO): protein binding
Source: RefSeq, a predicted model, not a curated record